Messenger RNA from Metopolophium dirhodum (rose-grain aphid), 723 nucleotides. RefSeq lists its product as uncharacterized. The transcript has 2 exons. The coding region runs from base 1 to 723 and encodes 240 amino acids. The record is from RefSeq and is a predicted model, not a curated record. NCBI's taxonomy places the organism in Eukaryota, Metazoa, Arthropoda, Insecta, Hemiptera, Aphididae.
AUGUGUAAAGCUAUAUGGACAAACUUAAGGAUAACUUAUAUGCCAGAACCAAAACAAGAAGAUUGGUUGAAAAUUGCAGAUACUUUUUUGAACGUGACAAAUUUCCCUAACUGUAUUGGGGCAAUCGAUGGGAAGCAUAUCCGCAUUGUAAAGCCAGCACAUAGCGGAUCUUUGUACUAUAACUACAAACAUUUUUUUUCAACCGUUUUGUUAGCUGUAUGUGAUGCAAAUUAUUGCUUUAUAGCAGUGGAUAUAGGAGAUUACGGUAAAAAUAGUGACUCGUCGAUCUUCAAAAAUUCUACAUUUUAUCGGAAACUUUUCAAAAAAGAACUCAAUAUUCCAGAAAAUACUCCACUACCACAAAGCAAUGGAUCAAAAUUUCCGUUUGUUAUUGUAGGAGACGAAGCCUUUGGUUUAUCUCAAAAUGUAAUGAGACCUUACGGAGGAAGACAUUUAUCUACGAAAAAAAAACCAUUAAACGUAUCUGAAGAAUUCGCAGACGACAUUAUUAAAGCAUGUGUAAUUUUACACAAUUUCGUUCGUAUUCGGGAUGGAAAUACGUUGGAAUUUGAAGACACAUUAUCUUACGAAGGACUUUUAGAUGAAGACAUAUCGCCAGAUAAUACAUCGGGAAAAGCAGCUACGAAUCUACGAGAUGAUUUCACUGACUACUUCAUGGGCGCAGGAGAAGUUCCUUGGCAAUACGAAAGUAUCAAGAAAUAA